AUGUGGAGCAGGGCACAGGGCAGUACAUUUAUUGGAUUAGAUAUGUCUCCAAUUUUUCCGACAGAAAACAAACCAAAGAAUGCCGGAUUUAUCGAAUGCUAUGUGCUUGAAGGACUUCCCUUCCCGUCAAAAUCUUUCGAUUCUGUACAUCAAAAAUUACUAUACGUUGCUUUCUCUGCAAAGCAAUGGUUACAAGUGGUAAAAG
Funneliformis caledonium is the source of this 205-nucleotide messenger RNA. Lineage: Eukaryota; Fungi; Glomeromycota; Glomeromycetes; Glomerales; Glomeraceae. The record is from the annotation of a GenBank genome assembly.